UCUGAGGUCUGAUGAGUUCAGGGUCAGUGUGGAUUGGACGCAGCUGUGCAGCUCUGUCUGCACCCAGGCCCUGGAGCCAGGUCCUGGCUCAGGUCACAUGGCUUUUGACUCAUGGACGAGUUGGAGCGUUACUUUGAUGACUCCAUUGCAAAUGACUCUGGCUUUAUGUUGGAGGAGGGGCUGGGUCUCCAGAGCCCCGCCCACUCAAUACAAGACUCCUCUUACCUGUCGGUGAAGGCACAGUCAAGCACAGAGCUGGGGGAGGAGCUCGACCUCAGUUUCCUACCUGAUGAGCUCAGCACUCAGACGGACACAGCCAAGGCAGCAGAGACCCAGGCUGCAGCUCCGGAUGUGUCUCAGGACAGUGGUAUCUGUCUGGACUACAACUCCCAGGAUUCUACAGCAGCAGUUGACCCCCAGCAGGGGGGGUCCCUGCAGUCCAGCGCCUCCCCCUUCUGUCCCAUGACCCCCAUGACCCCCAUGACCCCUGUGACCCCUGUGACUGAGAGAUCUGGAAUCAUCCCACAGUUACAGAACAUUGUCUCCACAGUGAACCUGGGUUGUCCUCUGGACCUGAAAUUCAUUGCCCUCCAAGCCAGAAAUGCCGAGUACAACCCAAAGCGUUUUGCGGCAGUCAUCAUGAGGAUCCGUGAGCCUCGAACCACAGCUUUGAUCUUCAGCUCAGGGAAGAUGGUCUGUACAGGAGCCAAGAGUGAGGAGCAGUCGCGGCUGGCAGCCAGGAAAUACGCCCGGGUGGUGCAGAAACUUGGCUUCCCCGCUCGCUUCCUGGACUUUAAGAUCCAGAACAUGGUGGCUAGCUGUGACGUCUGCUUCCCCAUUCGACUGGAAGGGAUGGUACUGACCCACCAGCAGCUCAGCAGUUAUGAACCAGAGCUGUUUCCAGGCCUCAUCUACCGCAUGGUGAAACCUCGUAUCGUCCUGCUCAUCUUUGUGUCUGGGAAGGUGGUUCUGACUGGAGCUAAAGAACGUGCUGAGAUCUACGAAGCAUUUGAGAACAUUUAUCCCAUCCUGAGAGGCUUCAGAAAACAAUGAGGACUCUUUGAGAGCACUUCAUGUUCAUCUCUACAUAGAAGGAAUAAUAUACGUUUGUGUAAAUGAUUUGACUGUUUGUUUUUGUGUGCGUUAAAUAUUUGACCAUCCUGAAUAAAAAAAAUAAAGGGCCUUUUUCUAAAUUGAUGCACAGAAAACUUGUUAA
Molecule: messenger RNA, 1216 nt
Organism: Monopterus albus (swamp eel)
Lineage: Eukaryota; Metazoa; Chordata; Actinopteri; Synbranchiformes; Synbranchidae
Gene: tbpl2
Product: TATA box binding protein like 2
Exons: 8
Coding region: 112-1053 (313 amino acids)
Biological process (GO): DNA-templated transcription initiation
Molecular function (GO): DNA binding
Source: RefSeq, a predicted model, not a curated record